GUUAAAAGAAAAGAUAGCAAAUAAUUUAUCUUUAAUGACUUUCAGUUGAAUUCUUUACUAGCAGGAAUGUUUAAUGCAAUCUUAACUAUUCUGAUUAAAAAAUGAAAACAUUUUAACAUUAUAAUGUAAAUUAUCAUCUGUUAUUCUCUUAUUCUUGAAUUUAUGAAUACAAAAAUGAGUGAUAAAAAAGUACCACAAUUUUUUAUUCCAGCCUCUUAUAAAGGUCAUCAAACCAGUCCAACACCUGUUUCAUCUAAUAAUCUACGUUCACAAAAUUCAACUAGUAUCAACGAUACACAACAUCAACGAAAUCUUACAAAUCAACUGUCAACUGAAUUGAAUCCUAAUUCUCCUGGAAUAAAAUUUGUUAAUGGAAAACGAGAUCAGAAACAAUCAUUAUUAUUCCCUUCACCUACUGGAACAUUAGAUUUAUCACACUAUAAUUUUGUACCUACACAAGCAGAUAAUACUAAUAACGCGAUUAUUACCACUAAUGCUAACAACAAUAAAGAUACUAAGUCUAAACGACUAAAUGGUCGGUUAUCUAAUCAGGUAUCGGCAACAAAUAAUCGGUUGAAUGAUACACUCAUUGAUAAUAAUAAUAAUAAUAAUGCAGAAUUUAUGGAUUCUGCACAAACAGCUGAAAAUGGUGAAAAAGAGAAAAAACGUAGACGGUUUCGCAGACCACGGAAAAAUAGUAAAUUAGAUAGAUUAAUACGUUUCCUUGAAGAUAAACGUGUCAAAGAUGAUGGUAAUGGUGAAGAGUUAGAAGAUUUACAAAUGCCAAGAUUAAGAAAAGUUUUAAAUAUUAUAUUUGUAACAUUAGGUGUUUGUUUUCUACUGGCUGUGAUAAUUGUCAUAUUGUAUACAACAUUUGCUGGUGAAACUGAAACAUUAAAAGAUUUAUGCCAGCACCGAAAUAAGCCUUCUUCUUCUUGUGACAAUCAAACAGAUCUUGAUCAUUCAGAGUUUGAAGAGGAUGAUUCUACAGUAUCAGGAAUUCCCCAUGCACAUAUUACAUCAGAGAAUUUCCCAAGAUCAGAUGAUACACAGAAGUCUCAGCUUAUGCAUACAUCACCAUCAGAACUUAGUCCUUCUAACUCAGCUUCGUCGCAAAAAUAUAAUAAUAUACCUGAAUUACAAAGUCCCUUGGAUGUAAGCAUUAGUCAGAUUGAUGGAACGAAUGAAGGAGUGACACGAGGACCAUUACCUCCUCCUCCUCCAGAUCUAUAUUCAUAUAUUGAUACCUUUGAUGAUAUCUAUUUGACACAAACAAAUAAUCAAGGAAAUUAUCCAUGGUCUCACAAGGUGUAUAAUAAUGCUCCGAAAGCAGAAUCAAUGAAUAACCAUCCAAAUUAUAUUCAACAGCCUUCAAAUGACAAACAGCGGAAUGAUAUGAAUACCAUUUGGCCUGAAUCAUGGAUGCCACCAAUACAGCAUGAAAUAAAAGCUACGGAACACAAUUAGAUCAUAAUAAGCAAGAUAUUUUUUUUUAAAAACGUGUAAUUUGCACAUUUAUUUUCAUCUCUUACUCUCAUACUUUCUUUAGAUAUGAAUAAAGUACAAUGUACUUUGAUAAUAUCUCAUUUUCUCAUAUUGUAAACAACACAACAAUUUUGUAAUUUAAUCAUUAAUUUACUCUAAAAAAAAAACCUUUUUUCUUUGAGCAAACAGCAAAUCAUGCAGCAUUCAUUUAUGCAAUGUUCACAUACAAAUUUUAAAACAGCACUUUUGUACAGAUUGAACAAUUUAAACAAAUACUUACAGUAUGAUUUACUAAACUGUAUUUUUCUCCAUUUUAUAUACUUAAUAAAUUUUAAUUUUUUUAUAUCUUAUCAAAUAAAUUGAUUCUUAUGAAAACAAAAA
Schistosoma bovis is the source of this 1866-nucleotide messenger RNA. Lineage: Eukaryota; Metazoa; Platyhelminthes; Trematoda; Strigeidida; Schistosomatidae. The record is from the annotation of a GenBank genome assembly.